Molecule: messenger RNA, 1674 nt
Organism: Colletotrichum graminicola M1.001
Lineage: Eukaryota; Fungi; Ascomycota; Sordariomycetes; Glomerellales; Glomerellaceae
Exons: 4
Coding region: 1-1674 (557 amino acids)
Biological process (GO): proteolysis
Molecular function (GO): serine-type endopeptidase activity
Source: RefSeq, a predicted model, not a curated record
AUGGGCCGCGUCCCCGUUCAGGUUUACUCCCAUUCGUUGGAAGAGCUCAUGCAGGCGGAAAAAUGGAUCCCGUCCGCCGGGAGAGACAUCCGGCUGGCCUACAUUUUUGCUCUUGCUAUAUGGCAGUACUACGACACCGAGUGGAUGCCGCAUCCUUGGACCAAGAGCAACAUAGAGAUCACCAGCGAGAUAGACAGCGACGAUUGUUACCCUUAUAUCAACCCUUCUCUGUGGCGUGGGCGGACAAGUUCAAAAGGCCGCGAGACACUCGAAGAGACGCGCAUCGCAGGAUACGGUACUGUUUAUCCCAAGCUCAUGGCGUUGGGGAUUCUGAUGGUUGAGCUGCGCAAGGGCCCGACCUAUGGCGACGGUAGCCAGACGGACAUGACCGAACAGAGAAUCCGCGAUAAUAUGGAUUACUUCAACUACCUGCCGCGCUAUGGGCGUGAUUGGAAUCCCGACUACGUCAACGUCAUUCGUAAAUGUUUCGACUCCUCACUGUUCCAGGGCUCGUCCGGUGUAGAAUCACGGCAGCACAUCAUCGAGCGAGAAAUUGUGAUACCGCUCGAAAGACUGUAUCGAUAUGCCGUCUGCAACGAGCCGCCCACAAGGGCCAUCACGGAGCCUGAUGAGUCGCCUGAUGCCGAAGCUUCGCAAAUUUCUAUCCAGGCUGCUGUAUCGUUGACGCCAGAGGAAAUAUGGAUCCAGGAACAGUUCAUGCAUGUUCAACCCAUAUUUGCGGAGCCAGGGACAAUCCAGCAAGUCAAGAUCGCCGUAUUCGAUACAGGUUGUAGCCCCGACGCACCUCAUUUCCGACAGCGCAGGCAUGAUUGGAGGCGGGUUGUCUGGCGCGACUUUGUCGAGACGAAUAAUCAGACGGCGUGGAAAGACGAAGAUACGACAGCUCGAUCGUUAGGGCACGGCUCUCUGAUUGUCUCGCUGCUCCUGAGAUUACUUCCCAAGGCCAAGAUUUUUGUCGGUCGGAUUGCACGGACUCGCAAAGACUUGGAGACCAAGGCCGCCAAACAGGCAAUCAAAGAUGCUAUAAGAUGGUCGGUCGAGCCAGAACAAGAUGUCGACAUAAUCAACCUCUCGUUCGGCUUUGACCAAGAGGUCACGGGCAUAUCCGACGCAAUCGAGGAAGCCAUCAGAGUGAAGAAACACAAGUUGCUUGUCUUCGCGGCCGCCAGCAACCAGGGCAACGGGAUAGAAAAGUUCCCAGCCUCCAUGCAUGCGAGUGUAAUCUCGGUCCGUGGCGCCGGGACCAGCGGGGAUCCGAUUCCGGCUUAUAACCCUAGACCGAUGGCCAGCACUGCGCCGCGAAUGUUCUGCACUCUGGCCGAGAACGUCCCAUGCGACUCGGCAGGCCACAAUAUGUCGGGGUGCUCGGUGGCAACGCCCAUUCUCGCGGCGACUGCCGCCCUGUUCCUGCAAUAUGCUUCUUUGAUGACAACUAAGGACCCGAAGGUCCAUGGAAGGCAAGUGCAAGCAUUGUACAAGAAGAACAGAAUGGAGGAUUUGUUUCGUUCGAUUGGCAGGCCAAUGCAGAAGGACCUUUGGUAUGUGCAGCCAAAGGAUCUCUUACGGGACUCGAAUACGGAUAUCGACCACAUCAUUAUGGCUGCGGAGAUUUGGACGAUCAUAGGUCGUCAAUUAGAGAUCGACGAAACAUGA